AUGAAUGAACCGGUACCUGUUCUACCUCUAGGAGACAUUUAUUCGUCCCACACGAUUUCGCAUCAGACACCGCGUUAUCUUGAGCUGGAGAACAACUUCGAAAAGAAGUUUAGCUCAAAGCCGCAAUUUAUUGCGCGCGCGCCCGGUCGUGUAAAUAUGAUUGGAGAGCAUAUCGACUAUGUGGGCUACAGUGUGUUCCCCUUGGCUAUUGAGCGCGAUAUCCUUAUGGCGGUAACUUUUGAGCCUGGCAGUCACGACCUUGAGGUGCAUCUCGAGAAUGAGUCGAGCCGCUUUUCACGCUCUACAUUCCACUGUGACUUGGCCAACCCAAAUACCAUUGAGUUGGUGCACAGCGGAAACACGCGCUGGGCAAAUUACUUCAAGGUUGCUAUGCGUGGUCUGAGUCACCAUUUGCCAUCGGACAUUCUUUCCAAGGCAUGUGGUGUUCUAAAGGUGCUGGUCACUAGUGAUCUCCCACCGGAAAACGGUUUGAGCUCUAGUGCUGCGUUGACCAUUUGCAGUAUCAUUGCUGUUGUGACAGCAAUUGGUGCCCGGGAGCGUGUGUCGCGUGGUCUUUUGACAGACAUCACCAUUUCGAGUGAGCGUCUGGUCGGCGUCAAUUCAGGCGGUAUGGACCAGGCUGCCUCCAUGUUCGGUGUGAAGGGCUGUGCUGUGUCGAUUGGCUUUGUUCCAGAGCUCAAGAUUACGCCAAUCCCCUUACCGGCCAGCGAGGACUAUGUGUUCUUGGUCACCAACACGAUGGUGGCUUCCGACAAGAAAGUAAUGGGACCAGUUCAAUACAACCUUCGUGUGGUUGAGACACAGUUGGCUGCUAGGGUCAUGGAGAAGAAACUGAACAUUGAUGCGGAAAUACCACAGCGUUUCCGUCAUACGCUGCGAGCUGUCUCGGAUACCUACUGGGAGACGUACCCAGAAAAGUUCGAUGAAAUGAUUCAGCAGUUCGAUGAUGUGAAAGCCGCAUUCGACGACUGUGGCUGGAAGGCUGCACGUAUGCAGGCGAUGUUGAAUCUAGUCGAGCAGAAUCUGCCACGUCGUGGCCUCACACGGGAGGAAGUGGAAGACUUGGUCGGUGUAUAUGGCGUCGACUUUGAGAAGAAGUUUUUGAAGAGGUUCCCUGUCAAGACGAACAAGUUCUACUUGCAUGCCCGUGCGUUCCACGCCUACUCGGAGGCUCUGCGUGUCAUCCAGUUCCGUACGAUCUGUGAGCGUGCGAACGAGGCCAUUCAGCGUGGCGAGGAGGUCGACGUUCACCGGAUCUACCAUCGUCUUGGUGCCAUUAUGAACGGCAGUCACGAAAGCUUGAGGGUAUCAUACGAGUGCAGUAGCCCUGAGCUCAACAUGGUCGUGCAUCUGGCGCGCCAGAACGGUGCCUUGGGCUCCCGUCUGACAGGUGCUGGCUGGGGUGGUUGUGCAGUGAGCUUGGUCCCCAAAGCCAAGGAACAGGCUGUAAUUUCCGCCGUGCGUCACACCUACUUUGGCCAGCGCUUUGGCUACCUGACCCCAGCGGAGUUGGAUGCGAACAUGUUUACCACUCACCCAUCUCAGGGCGCGUGUAUCAUUAUGACAUCUCCUAAGUAG
This is a messenger RNA of Malassezia pachydermatis, 1599 nucleotides long. RefSeq names its product galactokinase. The record is from RefSeq and is a predicted model, not a curated record. Gene Ontology annotation, biological process: galactose metabolic process; carbohydrate phosphorylation. Gene Ontology annotation, molecular function: galactokinase activity; ATP binding. Gene Ontology annotation, cellular component: cytoplasm; cytosol. The transcript has 3 exons. Bases 1 to 1599 code for a protein of 532 amino acids. NCBI's taxonomy places the organism in Eukaryota, Fungi, Basidiomycota, Malasseziomycetes, Malasseziales, Malasseziaceae.